Molecule: messenger RNA, 1547 nt
Organism: Babesia bovis T2Bo
Lineage: Eukaryota; Apicomplexa; Aconoidasida; Piroplasmida; Babesiidae
Product: Eukaryotic porin family protein
Exons: 1
Coding region: 196-1404 (402 amino acids)
Biological process (GO): protein import into mitochondrial matrix
Cellular component (GO): mitochondrial outer membrane translocase complex; mitochondrial outer membrane
Molecular function (GO): transmembrane protein transporter activity
Source: RefSeq, a predicted model, not a curated record
GGUAUAUCUCGGUUAUAAUCAUUUAUGUAGGCGUUUACCUAGCUGAUUUGCUAGUUUAACGGUGAUAGUUUCCUAUAAUCCUUCUCUGUGGUUUCCAUUCGUCAGUUGAUUAUUUCCAUAAUCGCACAUUUUCUUCUUGGAGUAUAAGUGGUUGUAGUUUGACUUAUACUUUGGUGUUGAGCACACCUCUUUGAAAUGUCUUUCUUCCGGGUUUUUGGAAGCCGUUGUGGCGCAUUGUUGCCACGGGUUAGUUCAGACGACUCUGUUGUUGGUGUUCAAGGUGAUAUUGUUCAGCCCACAUCUGUUGGUCGUUCUACCGGUUACUUACAAUCUCUGAAUCUUCGUUGUUCAUCUGCUUUGGUGUCAUGGCGUAAGAGGGUUCCUGAUGGCAAACCACUUUUAUCUGCAUUGUUACCAACUCAGUUGGUAUUAUUUAGCCCUGCUCAUUGUGAUGAGCAGCCUGUGAUGCCUGAAGCGCCUCCUAAGGCUCCCCAGCCUCCAUCUCCCUAUGAAUUGCUUGUGUUUGAGAAUUUAACCCGUGAGUUCAAGAAUGUGAUUACUCAGGACAAUUAUGAUGGAUUUCGUCUUGAGGCAGAUCGUCAAUUGACUAACAAUUUGCAAUUGAGUCACUCUUUGUACUUGGGUACUGUGAUGAGUGAGACUGGUUAUUUAUACCAGAUUGGUACUAACUAUGCAAGUUCCGAUGGUAAUUGCCUUGCUAUGGGCAAGAUUGGUCUUGAUGGUAUGUUGACAGGUCGUGUAUUUGCCAAAUAUGCUGACUGUGAGUUUAAGGUCAGCGGCAAUUCGUUUUUGCGUUACGACACUCGUAACGCGUACGAGGCUGGUGUUGACUAUUUUGGUAAAGGUUGGACUGCCUCAUUGAAGGGUGCGUGGCAGGGUACUUGGAUAUUGAAUGCUGCUUAUACUCACCAACUGUUGCCCUGUUUGACCUUGGGUUCCGAGUUGACUUACAUUGUUGCCAAUGGUACUUCCAUUGGUGCCAUUGCAGCUCGUUACGUUCGCGGCGAUCAUGUAUUCACUGGUCAGUGGAGCAAGCAGCCUAAUUUCAAGGGCAUGGACUACAAUUUACAGGAUACUGACACUUGUCGCUUGCAGUAUGUUCGUCGUGUUAACGAGCGUCUAUCUUUAUGCACGGAGUUGGAGGUGACUCCUGCUACUAAGGAAUCUGCUCUUCGUGUUGGUUGGGACUACUUAUUCCGCCACGCUCGUGUACAGGGUAACAUUGACACUGCCGGGCGUAUAUCUAUGCAAGCUCAGGAUUAUUCUGGCUUCGGCAUUAGCGGUUGCAUUGACUACUGGAGCAACAUAUACCGCUUCGGUUUUAUGAUGCAUUUACUUCCUCCCGUGCCCGAGCAGAAGCCUGAGGCUAUGACAGUAGUCUAAUAAAUUUGCGUUGUGACAAAGCGAGAAAUCAUUGCAAGUGGUGUUGUGGAGCUACAUUAGCACCUUAGACUAUCGGUGCCAACCUCGAAAUCAGGUUGUUUCGGAGUACUGACUAGUAUAUAUUCCGUUAAACUUGGGUAUAU